Aegilops tauschii subsp. strangulata is the source of this 1361-nucleotide messenger RNA. Its product is annotated as aspartic proteinase Asp1-like. The record is from RefSeq and is a predicted model, not a curated record. Gene Ontology annotation, molecular function: aspartic-type endopeptidase activity. NCBI's taxonomy places the organism in Eukaryota, Viridiplantae, Streptophyta, Magnoliopsida, Poales, Poaceae. Gene Ontology annotation, biological process: proteolysis.
AGAGAAGCAGAGUUUCAAAUCACACUGCUGCCUUCUCCCCCCACCAUGGCUGCCAUGUGGUCUCUGAUCAUCGCUCUCCUCCUGCUUCUGCUCCCACUCGUGCCGUCCUCCUCCUCCGCCAUCACGCUCCCGCUCCAUGGCAACGUCUACCCUGUCGGCCACUACUAUGUUACGAUGAAGAUUGGUAACCCCCCGAUGCCCUACUUCCUGGACAUCGACACCGGCAGCAACCUCACCUGGCUGGAGUGCAAACACCCGCAACUCGGCUGCCAGCACUGCACCCAGCAUCCAAAACACCCACAUUACUCGCCACAACUUAUCAACUUGAAGGUGGAAUGUAAUAACAAGUACUGUGAUGCACUACGGAAAGACCUGGCAGGUGGUAACCCUAUAUGCCAACAUAAGAAGCCGCAUCAAUGCCACUACAACAUUCAAUACGUUGAUGGGACGUCAGAUGGUGUCGUCUCCUUUGACAUGAUCUCUCUCGGGGAAAAUGGAAAAUCCAUUGCCUUCGGAUGUGGAUACAGCCAGCAACCACAGAAAGAAACAUCACCCGUAGAUGGCGUCCUUGGUCUUGGGAUGGGAACGGUAGGUUUUGUCCCACAACUCAUGCUGCACAAGAUGAUCACCAAGAACAUCAUUGGGCAUUGCCUUGGCAAGGAUGGAGGGGGCUACCUCUCCUUCGGGGAGCAGUUUCACCUGGGAGGCAUAACCUGGGCACCCAUGAGAAAAUAUGAACUUUUCUACUCACCUGGCCAAGCAUCACUACACCUGAACGGACAGCAGAUAUACAAGCAUGGAGUGAAUGCUGUCUUUGACAGUGGAUCCACCUACACCUACAUACCUGCCCGGAUAUACAAUCCCUUUGUUCUUAAGGUGCAAGAUAUGAUCGGCAGUUCACAUAGGGAGGUGCAUGAUGAUGACCUGCCACAUUGCUGGAAAUUCAAAUCUAUUCACGAGGUUCAGAGGUUGUUCAAGCCACUUUCAUUGCAGUUUCACAACAAAAUUGCCAUGCAUAUCCCUGCUAUGAACUACCUCAUCCACACGAGAAGCAAUAAUUGGUGCUUGGCCAUCCUCAACGGAACGCAGAUCCCUGAUGGAGACCGACGGAUCUUAAUUGGAGAUGCUACAAUGCGGGAUAUGCUUGUGAUAUACGACAAUCAGCAUGGUAGGCUGGGAUGGGUUCACCAACCACAGUGCACCAGGCCUCAUCCUGCUUCGCGUCUCUGAGUAAAGCUUGCAUGGAGAUACAUCGCGGUAAAAGAUAUAUAAAUGGUCAUACCUCUUAGCAAGAAUGAAGUGAUAUUGGUAGAUCUUGUAUGAUCCUCGCACUCAUAAUAAAAUGGAGUUCUUUGGUUGCA